AUGUCGAUAACUGACGCUUACGAAACGGAUUCCGAUGAGGGCAAAUCGCCUUCUUGGAUACCAUUGGCAUCCUGGGUAGAACUUUUAGAUCCCGUCUCGUCCACUGCGCAAUCUUAUCAUUUGCCCAAACGUUACUUCAGCAGCGCUACCAAGAAAAUAAAAAACACAAGGCCUCGUCAAAAGCUCGCACAACUUAGAACCACGGCUCAGGAUCUCACUCCGCAGCUCGAGGAGUUCAAGCGACGUACUUUGGGACGGCUUCAAGCCCUGGACAAACCUCUAGAGACAUUAUUUUUUCAUCAGAGCUCUCAUCUGGAGAAAUGGUUUUACCCUUUCACUUUGGUAAACAUUUUCGCCAUCGGCUUCAUUAUCGGAAAGUAUCCAGAAUGGUUCCACGUCUACUACACCGCCAUGCUCAUACUUCUGAUGCCAGUACGUUACUAUACCUACUACAAGACUAAUAGCCAUUACUACAUGGCCGACCUCUGCUAUUACGUGAACAUGAUGUGUUUGCUAUUUAUUUGGGUAUGGCCACAGUCCGUUCACCUUUAUCAAUCUUGCUUUGCAUUUACCUUUGGAACCCUAUGUUUUGCUGUCAUCACCUGGAGAAACUCUCUUGUCAUACAUUCGGUAGACAAGAUCACUUCUUGCUUCAUUCACAUCAUGCCACCCUUAACCAUGUACACAAUACGACAUGGCAUAAGUGAAGAUUUAAAAUUGGCGAGGUUUCCGGCAGCCUCCUUAAUCGCAUCCAAAAAAUGGAAUUUGAAACACAAUAUUUUCUGGACCUCAAUUUAUUACUUGGUUUGGCAAAGCGCUUACCAUUACUUUAUUACUUUGCGGCAGUCUUCGAAAAUUAAAUCUGGUCAAAGAGUCACAAGCUUCGAAUAUUUGACUUCCCACCAGUUCAAGAACUUUUGGGCCGUCAGGCUGCCGGAACCCUGGCCAAUGAUCUUUUACAUUUUGAUUCAAUAUUGCUAUCAACUUGGCACAAUGAUGCUAUGUGGAAUCUGGUUUCAUUAUAGAAGAGCCGCGGGCGCAUUUUUACUGUUCAUUUACAUUUGUGCAGCUAAGAACGGGGCAACAUACUACAUCGAUCAUUACGGCAAGAAGUUCGAGAAAGACGUUGCCAAACUUAAGAUGGAAGUUGAGGAACUGCAGCAACAACUAGAACAGAAAACGCUCAUUGAAAAAAGUUCAGCGAGUGAUGUAGAAUCCAGCUCACUGUGA
Messenger RNA from Lachancea nothofagi CBS 11611, 1230 nucleotides. Lineage: Eukaryota; Fungi; Ascomycota; Saccharomycetes; Saccharomycetales; Saccharomycetaceae. The record is from the annotation of a GenBank genome assembly.